AUGGCGGCGGCGGCCAAGGUCGUCCUGCUCGUGGCUGCUGUCAGGCGGCCGCGGCCGCUGAUCCACGUGCUGCACCGGGUGCUGGGCUCCGCCGGAGACCUGGGCCAGCGCGCCGGCGUGCCGUGCGACAGCUGGCGGCUGGCCGUGGAGGCCUACAACAAGCGCGACUGGAAGACGGUGCCCGCCAACUGCGACGACUACGUCGGCCACUACAUGCUUGACCGGCAAUAUCGCCGGGACUCCCGCGUCGUCGUCGACGAGGCCAUCGCGUACGCCGAGGGCCUCAAGGUCGCCGGCAACGGCAAGGAGGUGUGGGUGUUCGAUAUCGACGAGACCUCGCUCUCUAAUCUCCCCUACUACGCCAAACACGGCUUCGGUACUAAGCCGUACAACGCGACGAGCUUCAACGAGUACGUGCUGGAGGGGAGCGCGCCGGUGCUGAUGGGGACGCUUCGGCUCUUCAAGAAGCUCAUCUCGCUCGGCAUCAAGCCGAGGGCCAUCACCGUCACCAACCUCCGCCGCCAGGGCUACUCCGGCUGGGAGAAGUUGCUGCUCAAGCCCAUCGGCUUCAAGGGCACCGCCAUCGGCUACAAGUCCGGUGCACGCCAGAAGCUGCAGAACGCGGGUUACGUCAUCGUCGGCAACAUCGGCGACCAGUGGAGCGACAUCCUCGGCGCGCCAGAGGGCGCGCGCAACUUCAAGCUGCCCGACCCCAUCUACUACAUUGGCUAA
Miscanthus lutarioriparius is the source of this 732-nucleotide messenger RNA. The record is from the annotation of a GenBank genome assembly. NCBI's taxonomy places the organism in Eukaryota, Viridiplantae, Streptophyta, Magnoliopsida, Poales, Poaceae.